AUGAGGAUUUUAGACAGAUAUCGUGUAUUGCUCUGCACAUGUGUUAUCUCGCUAGGAGCCAUUGUCAUUGGAGUUGACAGUGGCAUCAUCGGGACGACUCUUGGACAACCAUCCUUCUUCUUGUACAUCUUCAAGCCCGGAGACAACCAGACAGCUUUGAUUGGAGCCAUGGUUUCAACCUACUAUGUGGGCAACUGCCUUGGCGCCGUGAUAUCUGGUAUUUGCCUCGAGAAGUUUGGUCGGAAGUACACACUCAUAGCCUCAACCUUUGGCACCAUUAUUGGGGCCGCAAUACAAACCGGUGCCAUCAACGCAGGCAUGAUGAUUGGCGGUCGACUGUUUGCUGGCCUUGCCGUGGGCAUCUUAAUUCCUGUUAUGCCAACUUACAUCUCGGAGCUCGCUCGACCGACAGAAAGAGGGCGGCUGAUUGGAAUUAUGGGUAUGGGUGUUGCCGUUGGGUUCUUACUCGCAAACUGGGUUGGCUACGGCUGCUAUUUUGCAAAGGGUGAUGUAGCCUGGCGUGUAGCGCUUGCGAUGCAGAUACCACCGGGACUGGCCUUAUUGAUUUUCAGCUUGUUCCUCCCGGAGUCCCCCCGAUGGCUCAUAUCCCAAGAUCGCGGUCAGGAGGCGGAGGCUGUACUACAUCAACUAUAUCCUGAACAAGACGAGAAUGAGAUCCAGAUUACGCUUCUAAGCAUCCAGGAACAGGUGCAAUUUGAAGCCCAACAACGGUCGAAUGUCAGCCUUGGUCAUGCAUUCUUGGAACUCUUCAGCAGAAAGUAUAUCAAGAGAACACUUUUGGCCAUCGCCGUUAUUCACAUUCUCCCACUAAGCGGGGCAAGUGUGGUACAGAACUACCAAGUUCUUCUCUACCAAGGACUCGGCUACUCCGGAGAGCAAAUUUUACUGAUCAGCGGUUGCUACGGCUUCAUGGGAGUCAUUGGCCAGGCAAUUAACAUGUUAUUUGUAGCAGACAAGUGGCCGAGAGUGCGUACAAUGUGGGUCGGGUGUCUUGUCACCGUAGUCAUGCUUGUGUUGAUUUUGGUUCUAUCACGCUUCUAUGGGGACGGUAGUAAUAUCAACGGGGCUCGAGCCGGGAUUGCAUUCAUAUUUUUAUACUCUGGGCAGUUUGCUGUCUUUUUCAACUCAACCAUUUUCGGACUUCUUGCGGAACUAUUCCCGCUUCACCUUCGCGGCUACGGGGUGUCCAUAGCCGGAGUAACACAAAGUAUCACCAUCAUCUGGUUAUCUCAGAUCACGCCAAUUGCUUUCGCGGCCUUGACAUGGAAGCUUUAUCUGAUCUUUAUUGCGGCAAUUAUAGUUCUAGGCGCUAUAUAUCGUAUCUGGCUGGUGGAAACUAGCAAUCUCACUUUGGAGGAGAUUGCCGACUCCUUUGGCGAUAAUGUUCUAGAUAUUUCGGGGAAGACCGAGAAAGUUGCAGCUAUUGAGGCUGACCAGGUCAAAGUCAAGUAG
Molecule: messenger RNA, 1473 nt
Organism: Hyaloscypha bicolor E
Lineage: Eukaryota; Fungi; Ascomycota; Leotiomycetes; Helotiales; Hyaloscyphaceae
Product: general substrate transporter
Exons: 4
Coding region: 1-1473 (490 amino acids)
Biological process (GO): transmembrane transport; carbohydrate transport
Cellular component (GO): membrane
Molecular function (GO): carbohydrate:proton symporter activity
Source: RefSeq, a predicted model, not a curated record